AUGGAUGGUCUGGGUUUCCCUCAUAAAUUCAUCCAAUGGAUAUCAUCUCGUCUCCAUAGUGUUAGUUACUCUAUCCUGAUAUAUGGAGAAAUAAUAGAACCAUUUCCGGCUGCUAAGGACCUCAGACAGGGUUACCCUGUGUCCCUAUUUUUGUUUGCUUUAUCCAUGGAAUAUCUGAGUAAGCUUCUCACAGACCCGAAGAAUAAUAGGCACUUCCAUUUACAUCCAAAGUGCAAGAAACUAUGCAUUACUCAUUUGAGUUUUGCUGAUGGUCUUCUAUUGUUUGCUAGGGGAGAUAAUCAGUCUGUGGCAUUGUUGCAGCAAUGCUUUGAUCAGUUCUCCACAACAUCUAGACCGAAAGCUAAUCUAAACAAAAGUUCUGUAUAUUUUGGUGGAGUGGACACUAUAGAACAAGCUCUUAUUCUUCAGCAACUAGGCUAUGUGAAAGGUGACCUACCAUUUAGAUACUUGGGAGUACCUCUUAAUACUAAGAAGAUGAAGGUGACACAAUGGCAACAAUUAAUUAACAAAAUUGAAACAAAAACAUCCUCAUGGACUGCAAGAAAAUUGUCAUAA
Molecule: messenger RNA, 576 nt
Organism: Nicotiana tabacum (common tobacco)
Lineage: Eukaryota; Viridiplantae; Streptophyta; Magnoliopsida; Solanales; Solanaceae
Source: RefSeq, a predicted model, not a curated record